This is a messenger RNA of Acaromyces ingoldii, 2349 nucleotides long. RefSeq lists its product as hypothetical. The record is from RefSeq and is a predicted model, not a curated record. The transcript is spliced from 5 exons. NCBI's taxonomy places the organism in Eukaryota, Fungi, Basidiomycota, Exobasidiomycetes, Exobasidiales, Cryptobasidiaceae. Bases 1 to 2349 code for a protein of 782 amino acids.
AUGCGCCUUCUUGUUCUCUGCCUGUCCAUCUUUGUCUCAAUCGGAGCGGCCGGGGCUGCGACGCUUCCCAAAGAGGAUGCCACACUUGACCAGAGUUGCCGCCCGUCUCCCUCUUUACAUCGCUGGCAAAACCCUCACGAGCACAUCAGAGCACAACCAGCUUUGGCAAAGCGCGCAGACAGCCAAGAUAAUUGGCUCAAUGAGGCCUUCGAAAUGCCUAGCCCGACCCAACACUGGCUCAACAGGGUCUCGGAAGCGCCCAUCGCGAGCCCAGAGAAAACUCUUUAUCUCGACGAAGAACGUUUUCAGGAUCCUUGGCGUGGCUGGACGGCUGCCCCAGAUGCACCCGUCCAGGACGGGCGAAAAGGACAUACUGAUAGCGCCCACGACGCAGGUGCGGAAAUGCACCACCCGAACUUGAAUAAUCCGGCUGGGUUCCAUCCCACGCCCUACUCUACGUACGAAUACUCCCGGUCAACUACGAACACGAUGCCGCCUCAGCACAUUGAGCAGAGUAAUCAUCAGAGCUGGAACUACCCCAAUUCUCAGGCGUCAUCCCACCAGCCAUCUAUGCCUCAACAGCAACCGUCCAGCGCAUCCAGGCCUCACCAUGAUGAGCAUUUGACUGAUUGGAAUGAAGUCAUGGCUAUGUAUGAAGACCUUAUGCACAGCGGUGACCUCACCCAAGAAGAUUCCGCCCGAUUUAUGACUCAGUGCUAUCCGUCCGGAGCCAGCCAUUCUGGUGAAGAACGGCAUGACGGCGCAUCCAGCAGCCCCAAAUCAGCCGCCGAAGGGGAAACGAUAUCGGUAGAGGAGGCUAAAGGCAAGAAAGGACCCUACAAUGUGAACAAGACUCCGCUCCUGACGAAAGAAGAGCUGCGCUGCGCCCUCAAAGUCUCCAUCGAAAAACCCCGGCUAAAGCCUAAAAAGCACUUGCACUCCCGGAGAGAGCAGCGUUUGAUGGCCGACAAGACUCGCAAGGAGUUUGAAAGACUCCUUAUGCAGAGAAACAACCAGCAGAUAAAAGAAAGAAAUGCUUCACAACGAAUGGCGUCGGGGAUGGCUGAAAAGAAGAAGGCCGCUACUGGCACGGACGACCAAGAACGUAAACGUCUGUUCAAGAAACUCAGAGCUAUCCAAACAGGGUCUCAAAAGGGGUCUUCGUGGGACAUUGGCGACACCAAUCUGGCAAAACAAGUUUCGAAAACCACUGACGACAGGGGCAAGAAGCUCAUGGUCAGAUAUGAAAACGUAUUCCCACUCAUCGAAGAGCAUUGGAGGAAAGACAGGAAAAUAUUGGGAAAGCUAGACAAGAAUCCUCUUGGAAUGAGCGCCGAAACGUACGUGGAAAACCUUGAAGGGAAGCUGGAAAAGGAAGAAAAGACAAAAAAGGACUCCCCCUUAACUACCAACGCGAUGCCGCCUCAGCACAACGAGCAGCGUAACCAUCAGAGCUUGAACUCCCUCAAUUCUCAGAAGUCAUCCCACCAGCCAUCUAUGCCUCAACAUCAACCGUCCAGCGCAUCCAGAAGUCGCCACGAUGAGCAUUCGACUGGUUGGAAGGAAGUUAUGCCCAUGUAUGAAGGCCUUAUGCGCAGCGGUGACCUCACUCAAGAAGAUUUCGACCGAUUUAUGACUCAGUGCUAUCCGUCCAGAGCCAGCCAUUCUGGUGAAGAACGGCAUGACGGCGCAUCCAGCAGCCCCAAAUCAGCCGCCGAAGGGGAAACGAUAUCGGUAGAGGAGGCUAAAGGCAAGCAAAUAACCUAUGACCCGAAGAAAAUCCCGCUCCUGACAAAAGAAGAUCUAUGUUGCGCCCUUGAUUUUUACAUCAAGAAGUCCAAACUACAGCCAGGCAAGCGUUUGCACUCCCAGAACGAGCCUUUGAACGACAAACUUAACGCUAUCGAAAGAGGGUCUCAAAUGGGGUCUUCGUGGGACAUCGACGACACCAACUUGAUAAAAGAAAUCUCGGAGGUCACAGGCAGGAAAGGCGAGAGGCUCAUGGGCAAAUAUGAAAGGCUUUUACCAACCAUCAUGGAUUACUGGAGGAGAGAUAGGAGAAUAUUGGUGAAGCUAGACGAAAACCCUCUCGAAAUGGACGCCCAAAGCCUGAACUAUUUUCUCUUUUCGGACGUUUCAAAAGAGAGAUUUGCCACCAACCUGCUCGCCGUUCAAUCUCAACUCUUGUUUGAGAGAAAGGUACAAGACCAGUUCUCCAGAAGCGCCCAGACGGCUCCUGGUUUUGCGCGAGGGGCAUUUAUUGUGAUCAAAGAAAGCAGACUUGGCAAAGAGAAGUCGUGGGCCUGCCUGGCUACUUGCAAGCGUUCGAGCGAAGAGGAGGAGGCCUGA